Messenger RNA from Mesorhabditis belari, 1473 nucleotides. The record is from the annotation of a GenBank genome assembly. Lineage: Eukaryota; Metazoa; Nematoda; Chromadorea; Rhabditida; Rhabditidae.
AUGAUUUUCUUGAUAUUUCUCGUCAUUAUCGCUUUGUGGCUUUUUGAGCAAAUGUAUUGGAGACGAAGGAAAUUGCCGCCAGGUCCAAUGCCAUGGCCUCUUGUCGGGAAUAUCCCACAUGUUUUUGCAAAACAACCCGGCUUUGAUGCUUAUCUUGAUUGGGAGAAAGAAUACGGACCUGUGCAUACUUAUUAUUUAGGUAAUAUGGCUUGUGUGGCAAUCACGGACUAUGAUCUCCUCAAGAAAUAUAUUGUGAAUCAAGGAGAGAAAUUCAGUGAUCGAUAUCAUAUGCAAGAGUUCAUUGAUAUGUAUAGAGGCGGUAACUAUGGUAUAAUCGAGGCAGAUGGAGAUUUCUGGGUGAAACAGAGACGCUUUGCCAUCUCAACGUUACGCGAUUUUGGAAUGGGCAAAAAUAUUAUGGAACAAAGGGUAUGUGAAGAGAUCGAUCACAUGUUCAAGAUGAUCGAGAAAAGCGGCAAUAAGUUGACGGCUCGUCGCCUUUUUACGAUCGGUGUCGGGAAUAUCAUCAACUCGGUGCUUUUCGGGUAUCGAUAUGAUGAGAACAACGAGCAUGAGUUGUGGAAAAUUCGUGACGCUUUAAUGCGACAACAAACAGAAUUCAUCGGAGUACGGGGGAUGAUCGUUUUUCAUAUACCGUUUAUGAGGAGAAUCCCUGGAUUUAGUGGUUUUUGGGAGCGUUUGGAGGUCUACCGUGACGAAUUUUUCGGCUUUUUCCAGAAACAAAUCGAUGAUCAUUUGAAAGAGAUCGAUUUUGAGUGUGAGGAAAGCAAUGAUAUCAUGGAGGUUUAUUUGAAAGAACAGAGAAAACACCGAAAUGAGCCGGAUGAAGGCGGUUAUUCCGAAAUUCAACUACGGAAUAUCGUUUUUGACAUUUGGAUUGCAGGACUGGAAACAACAACCACAACUCUAAUGUGGGGUAUCAAUUUCCUUUUAAAUCACGAAGGAAUUAUGGAAAAGAUGCAAAAAGAAUUGGAUCGAGUUGUUGGACAUGAGAGAAAAGUGGAAAUGAAUGAUAAAAAUCAACUUCAUUAUUGUCAAGCUGUCGUCAGUGAAAUUCAACGUUUCCUCAACUUGUUGCCACAAAAUUUGUUCCGUAUCGCGACAGAGGAUGUACAAAUUGAAGAGUAUUUUAUCGAAAAGGGAACAAUUAUCAUUCCACAGAUCAGUUGUGUCAUGUACAAUGAAAAGAUUUUCCCGGAAGCUCGUAAAUUUAAACCCGAACGUUUCCUAAACGAAGAUGGAACCUAUAAAAAGUAUCAAGAAUUGAUCCCAUUCUCGCUCGGGAAACGUCAAUGCGCCGGUGAGGGAUUGGCUCGAUUAGAGCUCUUCCUCUUUUUCACCAAUCUCAUUCACAGAUAUGAGAUCACCUCCGACGAGAAACCAACAAUGGAGCGAAGUUUCAAAACCCUCAUCCACACUCCUGACUUCACAUGCAAUUUUAAACCCCGUUUC